Molecule: messenger RNA, 933 nt
Organism: Dicentrarchus labrax (European seabass)
Lineage: Eukaryota; Metazoa; Chordata; Actinopteri; Moronidae
Product: transcription factor BTF3-like
Exons: 6
Coding region: 99-587 (162 amino acids)
Cellular component (GO): nascent polypeptide-associated complex; cytosol
Source: RefSeq, a predicted model, not a curated record
GUUAACGAUCGUGAGUACGUCACUUCCGGCCUUCACUCCUUCCUCCCUUUUUCCGAGCCUCUGUCGACUGUGUGGCCCUCGUGUUUACACUCUCCCAGAUGAAGGAGUCGAUAAUGAACCAGGAGAAGCUCGCCAAACUGCAGGCGCAGGUCCGCAUAGGCGGCAAGGGGUCAGCCCGCAGAAAGAAGAAGGUGGUGCACAGAACAGCUACAGCAGAUGACAAGAAGCUGCAGUUCUCCCUCAAGAAACUGGGAGUCAACAACAUCUCUGGCAUUGAAGAGGUGAAUAUGUUCACAAACCAGGGGACAGUGAUCCACUUCAAUAACCCAAAGGUUCAGGCCUCCUUGGCAGCCAACACCUUUACGAUCACAGGGCACGCUGAGAACAAGCAGCUCACAGAGAUGCUCCCAGGAAUCUUAAACCAGCUGGGAGCAGACAGCCUGACCAGCCUCAGGAGAUUAGCAGAGACCCUGCCCAAAACAGUUGGAGACAUCAAAGCCCCCAUGGUUGCUGUUGAAGAGGAGGAUGAUGAGGUUCCAGAUCUUGUUGAAAACUUUGAUGAGGCCUCAAAGGAUGAGGCAAACUAACAAACACCAGCAAACAUUUCAAGGCUCCUCCUGACUUCACAGUACUUUGACACAGCAGCAUUUUGUAAUUCUUCAUCUGUUAUUGCUCUGUGGCAACAAACAAAAGCUGCUUUUUAACCUUGACAACUGGGCAAAAAACAAGUAAAAUUGACUUUUAAUGGCAACUGUUACCCACUCCUUUGUCUGAUUUGUCUCAUUUUGCUGUACAAGUAACAUUUAUUUAAUUCAGUGGAAUGUGCAAACCUUUCUCUUUCUCUCACUGCCUCUCCUGCAUUGUGAUGCCCACACAACAAAAAUAUUUUGGUGGAAUUAAUCAUGUAAUAAAGAUUACAUUUAAAUUUCUCAA